This is a messenger RNA of Closterium sp. Yama58-4, 405 nucleotides long. The record is from the annotation of a GenBank genome assembly. NCBI's taxonomy places the organism in Eukaryota, Viridiplantae, Streptophyta, Zygnematophyceae, Desmidiales, Closteriaceae.
AUGAGUGCCGCUCGCCGUCCCGCGCUCCUCGCGCUCCCGCUGCUGCUGCUGCUCGUCGCCAGCCUGCUGGUCACCCCGCUGCGCGCCGAGGACUGCGACUCAAUCCUUGAUAAGGUGGAGGAAUGUGAGGAGAAUGUGGGGAAGCUGAGGAAGCUGCGGUUUGAGUCGGAGAACAAGUAUGAUGCGACGCACGCGAUGUGGGAGAAGAUGAACGAGAAGAUGGCCGAGUGUGAGGAGACCACCGCCAAGAACGCUGCCGAGCGGGAGAAGGAGAAGAGCGAACUGAUGGCUCAGGUGCAUGAGCUGGAGAACAAGGUGAAGGAGCUGCAAGCGAAGCUGGGCAUCAAUGAGGACAGCAGCACCAGUGACGACACGAGCAGUGACGUGAACACCAGUGACAGGUAA